AUGAGCCAAGAUGUGUCGGAUGCGAUCAGCAUUUUGGCGUGCGCUCUUCGCCUUCGGCAUCAUAGCGGCUACGACGUGUUGGACGCAAUCGAAAAUCUCGACGGUUUUCUAGGGUAUGAUGUUGAGCAAUGGCUCAAUGUCUACAUGGAUAAAACCGAGGAGGUAGACAAGCUGGCCUCAAACGAUACUGCAAUCCCGGAUGAAAUUCUCCUACUUGGCGCGCUUCGUACUUGUCCUAACGAGUCCUCCAGCCAACAAAGGAGAGAGGCUAUCUAUAGGUUGGAUGGUUUCAAUGACCACGAUCGUCGUACCUGGCUCCGUUCCUACCUCGAGAAUAUAGCUUUGCUUCACCGGCAAGCUUCCAUAACUUCCAGUUCUGUAGCAGAAACCACAUCAGAGCAGAGUUCCUCAACUUGGAGCGGUAGCGCUAUGGUUCCCAAGCCCCCAUCCAUCUUCACUGUACGAGAGGAUACUAGUACCUUCGACUCGGCCAGCAUCAGCGCUUCCUCACGACGUGAAGUCGAGGUAGAAGAUACUCCGCGCUCUACUCAUAAAACCUCAUCGUCCUCAUCCUAUACGUCUAGAAAGUCUUCCAUCCCCAGUUCCCAUGUUAGAAGGGUUGAGGAAGAGCACCGAUUAUUAUCACACUCGCUGGAUCUAGAACUCCGUACACAAAGGCCUGAAAGUCGCCCCACGACUGCUUCAGGUCGUUCUACAAGCAACAUCCAACGCACUCCACCUCCUCACACCAAGGUUCCGGUUAUUCCAGCCACGCCUGCCCGCCCUGACUUCCCUUGCCGAGAUCAUUCGAUGAUUGACGCUCUUAAACCCUUAGACUCUGCUCAGGGUCGGAAUGCAGCUCACAUGGCCCAAGUUUCACCUCUGUCGGCCCCGUCAUCUCAUCUUUCUACUCAUCGAUCGGGCACCACACAUGCCCCGCGUGCUCGUUCUUCUCCUGGCCCUCAAGUCGUGACACGUCCUUCAGAGCUAGCAUCCAAUAGUCAACUUGCGGCCGGAGCUACUCUAUCCUUCACAUUUUGCUCCGCAUCUUCUCGUACAGUUUCCAUCGAAAAUGCCGCAGCGUCGUCUUCGCGCCGUGCGCCCUCUCCCCGCCCUAAUAAUGAUCCUUGUGGCCACCACCCACCUGCUUCAAGUACACCCCGCUCACCAGUAUUCACGCGCCGGCCAUUUCUAGUGCCGUAUUCGCCGUCUUCACAUCAUCAGACUUCCGAGGACAGCGAAGACGGAUUAGAGACUAAAGACCAGCCGCGAACCGGUUCCGUGCCUCGUAUCGCGGCUUUGUCCCAUUCUGGACCACCCGAGGACUCUGACGGCGAAAAAGAAUCUUCGAAUAAGCUGAGAAAUGCUUGUGCUUCCACGUCGACCGCUAAUCCUGGAAAGCGUCGUCGAUCCGUCACCUUCACCUCUUCCUCUUCGAGCACUUCGGACAGCGAUAUCGAAAUCGUCGCUGAUACGCUCACUUCUUCGAGAACUCUGCGUUCCAAAGACCAGAAUGCUGCAGACAUCCGCUCUCCGUUGUCUGCACGAAAGAAAAUUCGGUUGAUGAAGGAGGAAAACCCGAGCUACACUACCAUGCAUUCACCAUCGAAGAUUAUACGUUUCUCUGCGAUCUUUUUGCGCACGAGGUACAACUUCCGGAGAACAAGGAUAAGAAACUCACGUUCAUAG
Stereum hirsutum FP-91666 SS1 is the source of this 1689-nucleotide messenger RNA. RefSeq lists its product as uncharacterized. NCBI's taxonomy places the organism in Eukaryota, Fungi, Basidiomycota, Agaricomycetes, Russulales, Stereaceae. Bases 1 to 1689 code for a protein of 562 amino acids. The record is from RefSeq and is a predicted model, not a curated record. The transcript has 5 exons.